Trifolium pratense (red clover) is the source of this 2038-nucleotide messenger RNA. RefSeq names its product beta-1,4-mannosyl-glycoprotein 4-beta-N-acetylglucosaminyltransferase-like. The record is from RefSeq and is a predicted model, not a curated record. Bases 175 to 1767 code for a protein of 530 amino acids. Lineage: Eukaryota; Viridiplantae; Streptophyta; Magnoliopsida; Fabales; Fabaceae. Gene Ontology annotation, biological process: protein N-linked glycosylation; N-acetylglucosamine metabolic process. The transcript has 5 exons. Gene Ontology annotation, cellular component: membrane. Gene Ontology annotation, molecular function: beta-1,4-mannosylglycoprotein 4-beta-N-acetylglucosaminyltransferase activity; protein binding.
UUCUUGCUUGCAACCUCUAUCCGCAACUCUUAUUCACUCUCUCUCUCCCUCUCAUAAUUACCACUAUAUCAUAGAGUAAUUUAAUUAAUUUUAUGUCACACACGAGACUCACACACACACACACCCUUGAUUAUUUAAUAAAUACAUGUUCCUUCUUUCUUAUUGUUAUUGCAUAUGAUGGAGCUUCAUUUGGGCCUUGCUCUCUCCACUUAUAAUUCCUGUGCCUAUGAUGCUACUAGUAAAAUCCAUUUCCCUUUGAACCAUAAUACUAAUAAGAAACGCAGUUUUUCUCAACUAGUCUUGGAACAUGCAGCUGAAAAUUCUAGUAGUACCAACCUUCCCACUCUUUCUCUCCUCCCAUUAACUCCUGGCCAUUCAGAUGAUCAUGAUCAUCAACACUGCAGUCAUAGCUCCAACACCACCAUCACCGAGAGCGAUGAGAAUGAUGAAGAAGCUCUAGCGGGAUGGCCACCGGUUAAUCAUCAAAGAAAGAAACUACGUUGUAAUGAUGAGGAGGAUGAUUAUGAUCAUAAUCAUAGGAAUUUUGUGAAGGUGAAGAUGGAGGGUGAAGGAAUAGCUAGAAAGGUUAAUCUAACUAUGUACCAUUCAUUUCACACUCUCAACCAAACUUUGAUCAACAUGUUUGGAAAAUGUGAUGGUCAACAGUAUGAACUUGUUUAUCAAGACAAAGAAGGUGAUUGGCUUCUUGCUCAAGAUAUUUCAUGGAGAAGUUUCACUCAGUGUGCGCAACGCCUCAAAUUGCUCAAGGGAAUUUAUAUCCAUGGCCAAAAGGUUACCUAUUUCUUCCGACCUCUUUGGGACAAUCCGCCUGCCCCCUUCAGAAGUAUACCUCACUUUUACGCUGAAAAUGUCUCUAUGGACCACCUUUGCCGUCUUCAUGGCUGGUCCCUUCGCUCACAACCUCGUCGCAUUUUUGACGCAGUUAUCUUCAGCAACGAGUUAGACCUGCUAGAGAUUAGAUGGCAUGAACUUUAUCCAUACGUGUCAAAAUUUGUGAUCCUCGAGUCCAAUACCACGUUCACAGGCAUUCCAAAACCUCUUUUCUUUUCCGUAAGCAAGGAAAGGUUUGCAUUUGCCGAAGAAAAAGUUGUCCAUGCCUUGUUUCCCGGAAGAGUUGCAGUCCAAGGAUCAAACGAGGACCCGUUUGUGCUCGAGUCAAGGCAACGUGGGGCUAUGAAUACAUUGAUACGGCGUGCAGGGAUUUCCGAUGGUGAUAUUCUUCUCAUGUCGGAUACAGAUGAGAUUCCAAGUCCUCAUACUUUGAAACUUCUUCAAUGGUGUGAUGGGAUUCCUCCCAUAAUGCAUCUUGAACUGAGAAACUACAUGUACUCAUUUGAGUUCCCCGUGGACUACAGCAGUUGGCGAGCCACUGCCCACGUCUUUGGCACCCGGACACUUUACCGGCACUCACGCCAGACCGAUGUAAUCUUCUCGGAUGCAGGAUGGCAUUGUAGCUUUUGCUUUCGGUAUAUUUCAGAGUUUGUGUUCAAAAUGACUGCUUAUAGCCACGCAGACCGUGUGAAAUGGAAAUCUUUCCUUAGUCAUUCAAGAAUUCAGGACCUUAUUUGCAAGGGAGAUGAUCUUUUUGACAUGCUACCUGAAGAAUACUCCUUCCAAGAGUUGAUUAAAAAGAUGGGGUCAAUACCACGUUCAGCUUCUGCGGUUCAUCUUCCUGCUUACCUGAUAGAAAAUGCAGACAAAUUUAAGUUUCUUCUUCCUGGAGGUUGCUUAAGAACACCAGAAUGAGUGUUUUUGUAAUUUAUUUUAUUUAGCUUUUUAGCACAGUAACACGCCACUUAGAUUUUUUCCAUUCUAGCUUUCAGCUAUAGAACUUAGCUUGAUAUUUUUGUAGGAUAUUACGUAAUAAUAUCAAGUAUUUUAAUUUUAUCAUUUUGUACAUGAAGCAGCUGGUAUAAAUUGAAUGAGAAACAGACAAAAAUAACAGUUUUUGUAGCUGUAAAACUCAUCCCUUGUACACUUUCAUAGAUGAUAAUGAGAAUGUGUGACAUUCAAAUAA